This is a messenger RNA of Toxotes jaculatrix (banded archerfish), 2254 nucleotides long. RefSeq lists its product as uncharacterized. The record is from RefSeq and is a predicted model, not a curated record. The transcript is spliced from 12 exons. Gene Ontology annotation, biological process: adenylate cyclase-activating G protein-coupled receptor signaling pathway. Bases 69 to 1133 code for a protein of 354 amino acids. Lineage: Eukaryota; Metazoa; Chordata; Actinopteri; Toxotidae. Gene Ontology annotation, molecular function: G protein-coupled receptor activity. Gene Ontology annotation, cellular component: plasma membrane.
AAAGGCUUGUUAUGGAGAAAGAUUAUAUAGUUGUGUACAAAUAGUGUGAAUUUUGGAUCAUAUUUACCAUGAGGCUCAAUGGUACACUGAGUGGGGAACAGAUUGAUGUUCUCUCUACAGUGUACUUAGUGUUACUCACUCCCAGUGUGAUUGGGAGUUUUUCUGUCCUAGUGGUUUCCAUAGUGAGAUGGAGACAUCUACAACAGCAGGUGCACCUCCUGGUGCAGCUUGCCCUGGCAGACCUCCUGGCUGCUUUGAUAAUGAUGUUCACCAGUGUCCUGAACAAAGUUGGAAUUGAGAACCGUGUAGACAUCUGCCGAUACAGCCUGCCGCUGUCACUGACAUUUUACUUCAUUUCAUUUCUGCUGGUGGUGGUUUACGCAUGGAAGGCAAAGAAUGCAUUCCAGGGAUGGAGAGCAAGACCAAUAGAAGAUGAGGGCGGACAGAGUCCGUGUAGAAGGAAAAUAGUAGUGAUACCUGUAUAUGCUAUGGUGUGGUUGAUCCCCUUUGCAACAUACUUAGCCUACGUGAACACUCCCUUAAUAAAACCAAGUUUGCUGAUUCCAGUCAUUGACAGAUCACUGAUCUGGGUCAUUAAUAAUAAUAGCAAGUACUGCAACAGCUGCAUUUUGUUUUUGCAUGUCUGGGGGGACUCCUGCACAGGCCCUGAGUUAAUCCAUGACAGCUUCAUCAGACUUUUUCUCGUCUUUGUUGUGAUACCAGUGAUGCUGUCUUGCUCUGUCAUGUAUUACAAGGUUGGUAAAUGGUAUGAAGAACAACAGCAUCAUGGUCUUUUUCCGGUAGAGGGAGAUGGACGUUCAAGAAAGAGAUUCAAAAGACUCUCUUCUACGGCAAGGAAUAUGGUGAUGGUCAUCUUAUUCUGUUGGGCACCAGCUCUUGUCCUCAUUCUGCUGUCUGUCCUCAUGCGAUGGAUGGCCAUUGAACAGCGCAGCCUAUUUGGCCUUUAUAUACUCCAGGCUGCCAGUGUGUCCCUGCAAGGCUUCCUGAACAGUAUGGUUUAUGCCUGGAGACGGCCAAACUUCACGGAGGCCGUUCUUGGGGAGACCACACCUCUGGUGACAAACGACCGCCUUGCCUUCUUUGAUGAAUCGCUGGGGAGUUCAUCUUGUUGAUUCUAAAAAUACUAAGAGAAACUGUUGGCACAACAUACUGGCCUGAGGAAGACUGACUGCCUGCCUGCACACUUUAUGACUACAUUACAGUUCAGACUGAAACAUUGAAUUCUGUCAUUUUUGGACUGAAGAUGAAAAAGAACAGAACAAAAAGAUGAAGGAAACACAAAGACUCUUAAAAAAACGACUGAUGCAGUGUUUUUCAUUGCAACUGCUGAAUUUGUCAUGUAAUAAAGUCAUAGUAGCAUAUUGUAGCAUAUUUUUCAGGAUUUCUGGAGAAAAAAUUAUAAUUAUAUUGUAUUUAUAUGCGCUAUUAAUGUGCUGCUUCAUCUGAGAUUUAAAAGAUGUUAUGGAGAAUUAUGGAAUUAUUGUGGUGUGUGAUUCUUAUGUUUCAUCAAAUGUAUUUUUAUUGUUUAAAAAGGUGCUUUGUAACCAGUUUUUUUUUUUACAGUCCCUCAGUACUCUGUGGCUCAAGAUAAGAAUGAUGGAAAACCUGUCAGGGUUGAAAACCUUGCCGUCACUGUAAUUUCAGAAGCACAUGUCACACAUGAGAAUAUAGAGUUCAAUCUCAGGAGCACUGAACAUGACAAGAGAAGGAACACAGUGUCUGCUUUGUCAUGUAUGUGUGCAGCCACAACUGUUAACUUAUCUCAUAAAAAAUAAUGUGAGGUUGUGCAACUGAGGUCUCACACAAGACAUUUCUGAUAUAUGGUCUCACACACACAAACACAGGCACGGGCACAAGGAUCAGCACACUCUCAUGUUAUAGUACGUUAAACUCCGUGACCAUGUUUUAGCAUGUGCGUCUUUCCUUGAACUGAACUCUCUGUUAAUGGUUGACAGACUGCUGGCCGACGUGUCUUGGCUUGAGUAAGUGAUCACCUGACUCACUCAUUUAUCUACUGUACUGUAAAACAGGCUUGAUAUUCAGUUAUGACUGUGCACAGUUUAUAUGGCCUUUGCUGAAGGCCAUAUAGUCAAUGACAGGGGUUUAAUUCAUGUGAUAAAACAUAAGGUUUGUAGAUAAGACCAGGUUUGGUCAACAAUCUAACAAACGCUCUGUUGAAUCAGACAGACAAAAACACACUUAGAGAUGAAUUUGAGAUACUGGACAUCUGUCA